AUGGACUCCCGGAAAUUCCGUGUAUGCUUCAUUGACACCUUCUGGGCUGAAUGCAUCGCGCCCAAUGGCUACAAUCGCAUUCCCUCGGAAAAUAUGGCCGCCAUCGUCCAGAGGCUCAAGAAAGAUGGUCACCUCAUGCCCAGAGCUGGUCGGUGGAAGGUACUCGCUCAGAGAAACGCGAAUGCGUCCCCACUCCAAAAGUACAAACUCAGGCAAGCGCAAGUGGCAAACAUUGUCGAGGCCGUUAUCGCUGCUGCUUCUGAGACUCUACGCGAUCGAUUCUGCGAGAAGGAUAGACGGUGCCUCUUCGAAGGUCGCGACAGCGAAGAGAAGCUAUCCGAGGUUCAAGGUGCCAUCUACCACGUCGACGCGAUUAACCACCGGGCGGCGUCCUCAUGCGUGGAGGAUAGCAAGCGCGGCGGCGCGCAUUAUACCACGACGCGCUCAACCGAAAGCAAGUGCAAUAUAAACACCGCCGACAUCACUGCGUCGUGGCAAAUCCCGCUCAAAUCUAGCCCGGCCAACAACACGUAUGGCAGUCUCAAGGAACGAUCCGUCGAGGCAGCAAGACACUAUUUAUUUGCAGACAUGCGCCGAACAUGUCAUCACUCGAUCACUCUCGAGGCUACUACUGCGCGGCUAUGGCAUCAUUCUCGCUCUGGCGCCGCUGUCAGCCUGCCCAUCGACAUCAACAAAAACAAGGACGAAUUCAUCCAGUGGAUCUUAUUCACGUCGUUCGCAAGCGAUUGUGAGCUCGGAUUCGACCCGACUGUGACCCGCGUUCUGGACAAUAGCGGUCAAUGGCAAUACCAGUUCGACGUCCUUCACAAGGAUAAGAUGGUCCGAACAUAUCAGACCGUCAAGGCGUUGCUCGAGAGGUGCCACACGUCGCCCUACGACCGAGCUAUGCGGGUCUUCGAGGUCCGACGCAUCGCCGAAAAGGGCAAUGGCGAUUCGUUCUCCAAGGUGGACACGAACAGUUACGCGCUGCAAGAUUACUGGCGCGCGGAUUGCGAACAGAGAAGAGCUGAAACCGGGGUGCAACGCAAGUUGCACUGGGCGCUGAAGCGCAACACGUGCUCAGAGGUCGAGCUUCGCGAGCCGCCGCCGAGCCUAUCACUCACGAUGAUCAUGAAGUCCCUCGUGCAUCGGUUGAAGUAUCGGACGAGCACUUGCACAAUAUAUUGGCCUUCACGCCAAGGCUUCAGUACUCUACGGCGCGCAGACGCUGUCGGACGCAUCAUGCACAGAGAACACGACCCUGCCGUAUUCUUCUUCGCCCUUGAUCAGGCCACCUUCGUGCUCUUCUGGCUGCGCCGUAUUGGCUGGCUGCAUCGCGAUGUCAGUACUGGAAAUCUUUUGCUGCGCCGCAUCGUUUCGGAUGACCCAAGCGCCGGGCCCUUGUGCGAGCGCUACCAGCUCAAGCUGCACGAUCUCGAGUACGCCCUCGAGUACUCCUGGACGUCACCCGGCGAUGGUCUCGUGGGCACAUGCGACUUCCUUGCUAUCGAAGUAGCGGAGCGAACGUACAAGUUCGCGCCGAAGUCGCCAGACAACCGCAGAUCCAACAUCAACUUUCACCGCAACUUCCUGCAUGAUCUCGAGUCGCUUGCUUGGAUCGCCUUGGACUUCGCUACGAUUCACGUACCGCGCCGAAGGCUCCUCUCUGAAGCGUGGCAGGACCUACAGCCUCUUCUGACACAUGUGGCAACGGCACUGCGCGCUCUUCCCCAACAAGGUCGGCAGCUGGACAGACCGCGUCAACCUUCUCGUCGAACCCGAAUCCGGAAAAGGGCUCACGAAGAUGCUACAGCAAGUAUACGGUGA
Schizophyllum commune H4-8 is the source of this 1827-nucleotide messenger RNA. RefSeq lists its product as uncharacterized. The coding region runs from base 1 to 1827 and encodes 608 amino acids. The record is from RefSeq and is a predicted model, not a curated record. Lineage: Eukaryota; Fungi; Basidiomycota; Agaricomycetes; Agaricales; Schizophyllaceae. The transcript is spliced from 7 exons.